AUGAAUGACAUAGAAGAAAUAUAUCUUCCAUCGCAUAAUCAACAUCAACCUGUAUCAAUAUCUAAUCAUGAUUGGGUUUCUGUAACACAUAAUCGAUUGACUAAGCGCUUCAAAAUUUGGAUUGGAGUCUGUACAGUGAUUGGUAUAGCUACGUUCUUCGCCGCAUUACUUGUACCGAUACUUCUUAUCAAUGGCAAAUCAACAUCCUUUAGUACUACAACCACAACUACUCAAGCUACAUCAAUAUCUACAACAACAACCUCGAUCACGUCUACAACCUCAACUGCAACGUCUACGACGUCGACUUCAACAACAACUUCUGCAACAUCAACAUCUACGACAUCGACAACCUCAAGAACAACUUCCACGACAUCAACAUCAACAACCUCAACUUCAACAACAACUUAUACGACAUCAACAUCAACAACCUCAACUUCUACGACAACGUCCACGACAUCAACUUCAACAACAGCAACAAUCGGUCAGUUACCACUCGUCAGUAUUAAUGGAACGAUUAUAGGUAUAUACAAAACAACUGUGGGCACCAACAGCACGACAGCAACACCUGGUAAUUAUAUCGGUCAAUAUAUACCGACUGAAUCACCGUAUAAUGCAUGUGAUAAUAAUACAGGAACAAAGUACUUAAGUUUUGGAACAUGUGGAGAAACAACAAUAGAUAGUAUAUGUGGUUUGAAUACUGGUUUGUAUCUUGAAUUGCAACGUGGUUUGUCAUUAAUCAUUGGACUACAAAUGUGUACAGGUAAUGAUUAUCCAGAACGUGAUCCAUUUAUAAUAUCAUUAGAAGGAAGUAAUCUAUCCGGAACAGUACUCAAUCUUGGUACUAGUUGGACUCUAAUCUAUAAUGGUCCUAGUGGUCUUCAAACAGAUCCUGGUCGAUCUACUUGUGGACGAUUUCAAUCAAUAAAUAAUACGAUUCAAUAUAAAAGCUAUCGAUUUCUUGUUUCUGCCAAACGAUCAAUAUCAAACAGCGUGCAAUAUUCUGAAGUACAUCUAUAUGGGUAUUGA
Messenger RNA from Adineta steineri, 1026 nucleotides. Lineage: Eukaryota; Metazoa; Rotifera; Eurotatoria; Adinetida; Adinetidae. The record is from the annotation of a GenBank genome assembly.